UCCUUAAAGGCAAACACAUAUGCACAGGAAUCCACACCAUACUCUUGGCAUUCACAACUUCCACUGUGCAGUGCCAGUCAAAUAAUCCUGGUCUGGCCAUUGGACAAACCAUUACAUUUAGUCAUUUAGCAGACACUAUCCAAAGCGACUUACAAGGAAACUGCAUUUUACAAGGAAACUGCAUUUUACACACGUUCAACAUUCACAGCCAUUUGCAUUUACAUUUAGUCAUUUAGCAGACGCUUUUAUCCAUAGAUUGUCAAAUCAUCACAUCGAUUACAGUCAGAUAGGUUUAAAACUUUUGGUUACUUACAGCAUGACUGGUAAUUGCCUUAUGGUCUUUUAUUGUACUUCAGAGAUGUACUCUUCUAUAAGUACAUUCUUCUUUUCUGUUUAGACCCCUCUGGAUUCACAGGUGGUCCACAUUUACCUGCAAAAGUUGGAGCGUGAUCCACAUAUUGGUGUUGGUAGCUCCAAUUUUCUGCCCUGUUCUCAAGCACGCCUUCUAUUCUCUGCAAAAUAGAACAACGAAAACCAUCACUCAUUUGUGUACAUGAAAAAAAAAACAUAGUUAUUCCACAAAACAAUCUCCUGCAACUCUUUAGCUCAACUUGAUCUCCUUUCGCUUCGAUAAAUUCAAUGUGGGGCUCUUAUAAAUUAAUAAGUGGAGCACUGAUAUCUUUCGGAUCACUUUUCAUUUCUCCUUUUUUGCUUGGCAGGUAUCCGUUUCCAGAUGAAACCUCUGUGAUAUCGUAUGCACUACAUCCCAGCACUCAAAGGCAGCCAGCCCUCUAACACGGUCCACACUUUGCUGGGUAGGUCACCUGUGAAGUGUUUCUCUGCUUAAAGCGAAAGCCCUAGUAUGGUAAUUAGAGGAUUAUACUGACCAUAGUAAGUGAGUGGGGUAGCGCAGAGUCCAGUAUGUAGCGUAGCUCAGACCACUGGCAGGCUGCAAUUUGUAGACAUUUAGGGGAUUUACAGGUGGAGAGAGUUCACAGGUGCAGUCUGAGGAGGAGGCCUCAUAAUAGGUAAGUGAUGUCCAUUUGUGUGAAAGCUGGGGAGACCUUUGUUGAGACUUGAAAAAUGGUGGGAUUUGUCUUAUUGUAUUAUAAUUUAUAACAUGAAAAAGACAGUUUUUUUUAAAUGUGUACUUUUUUUUAGGGGGGUAUGAUUGAUUUAGGGGGUAUGACGUUAUUGAAGUAAACAGCGGGGAAAACGAGCCCACUGAACUUGAUUUAAAUCUUCUCCAUGUGUGAAAGGUCGUAAAACGGCAGGGUCUCAAAUUGUCCCAUUUCAGUGGGAAUCCAUCCAACAGCCCUGUGCCCCUAAGUGCCUUGCAACUUCAGAGUGCGGUUAUUGCUUUUUGCAGGGAAAAUGUUGAUUGUGAGACUGCUGUAUCUGUUCAUUUUAUGUUAGUUUCUUUCCUGUUUUGUUAUGAAUGUAUUUGAUCUUUCUUCGUUUACCAUUACUCUUACUUCAUGAAAGAUCUUGGAAUGCAGAACUCUGACAUGAAUUCAAGUUUCCUUAUUUUCGUGGUAAAACGGCCUGGCCCUUUAAGAGGCAUAGAGACGCUUGGGUGUCUUUUUUUGUUACUGUGUAGCGCUCCACUGUGUCAUUUUCACUAUGGCGAGAGGGUAAAUAAUAGUAGCUAAUGGAAAACGCUUCCAUUUCGCGUUGGCGGUCAUCUACAUCUGUGUUGUCGGGAGGGGAACAAGACUGUGACGAUUAUAAAAACGAGACUGCGACGAUUGACGGUGAACUUAUUUUAAGCUCUGAGCGGAGGAGGUAUGGAUGGGUUCCGCUUCAAGACCAGCAAAAUUCACGAGAGUGGUUUACCCAGCUACAGAGAACACCUCUACACUCAGUGGUGAUGCAGGUUGAAUGCAGUGAAAAGUAACAGUUCCAGAUAAACAUGGAACGGGCUAAAGCACUGCUUUUAUACUGUUGCUGACUUUUACUACCGUAUGGGUUCAAUGUGGAUUUUGUGAGGAUAUAGCAAGAUACGUUUCUGGAUGUCAAAAUGUUAACGGGAUCCAAGACUACGUUCAAAGUGAGGCAAAUGGUUCCUGAUGUUAAGGACCGAAUGCUGAGCCACAGCGGCCAUCACACGCGAGGGAGAGACAUGUUUGGCCUCUGCUGUUUACCAGGAGAGUGUGUUCUCCAGAGGGCUGUGCUGGUGAGGAAGAAGCUGUCUGCCAAAGAGGGGGGCGGCUGGCUAGCUGGCACACUCUUCUGCACCCACUUCAGGGUGGCCUUUGUGCCCCAGGACAGCCCCAAGCCAGAUGACAACGCCGAUCCUGUUCUCUUAGGGGACCAUGACGUGUCUCUGUCUUCCAUUGAGAAGGUGGUAGCUGUGGGGCCCUCUCGCACCAAACUGGUGACGCCUAACUCGUCCCUGAAGUUCACGCCUGAGGAGUUGGUGCUGUACUGCCGUGACCUCCGCGUUAUCUGCUUCCUUUUCGACCGCCUGACGCCAGAGACUCAGGCUGUGGAGAUAACGUACACCAUCGCCAAGACAUACCAGCCCCUCAAGCCGGGGACCGUCCUCUCCUUCCAGAACGCAGCACUGGGUUCUAUAGAGAUGAAGCAGUUCCUGAGUAACCGACGGCGUGACCCCAACAUGAACUGGUUCGAGAGCUCGAUCGACUGGGAGCAGGAGCUGGAGAGAGCUGGGGCCACGGGCUGGAGGGUCAGCUCCGUCAACGACCGCUUCGAGAUGUCCACAAGUUUGUCUAGGUUCAAUGUGGUUCCUCAGAAGGUUCUGGACACAGAGCUGAAGAAAACCUUUGCCCACUUCAAUGAGGGACGCAUCCCGAGGUGGUGUUGGCGUCAUCCUCGUGGCAGUGAUCUGUUACGCAUGGCCAGCUUUCAGAACAACAUCUACCACGAGAAGGACGACAUCAGGAACCUGGAGCUGGUGUUGUUUGGAGUUCAGCAGGUGUGUGUGGUGGUGGACCUGGGGGAGGAGAUGCCUUCCCCCGGAGACAUCCAGCUGGCUCACACCAGGUUACGGGCGCUGUGUCUGGGAGACAUCUCAGCAUCUGUGUCUGUGCCGGAUGACAAAUGGCUCUCCACGUUGGAGGGCACCCAUUGGCUGGACUACAUCAGGAGCUGCUUAAGGAAGGCAGCAGAGGUGGCCUGCUUGCUCAGAGGUGGCCAUCUUACCGUGGUCCUCCAAGAGCCCGAGGACCGAGACAUGAACUGCGUGGUGUCCAGCCUGGUGCAGGUGAUGUGUGACCCGCACUGCCGAACCGUCGCCGGCUUCCAGGGCCUGGUCCAGAAGGAGUGGAUCAUGGCUGGCCAUCGCUUCCUCAGCCGCAUCAACUAUCAUCGAGACAGUGACAAGGAGGAGGCUCCAGUGUUCCUGCUCUUCCUUGAUUGCGUGUGGCAGCUGUGGACCCAGUUCCCCUCGCGCUUCCAGCUGAGCGGAGACUACCUGCUGGCCCUGCACGACUCGCUGCACAUGCCCCUCUUCAGCAGCUUCCUGGCCAACUGCCAGCGCGAGAGGAGCCGCCGCUCACAGCACCUCUCCCAGAGCUACACGCCAGUGAACGGCCUGCGGGAGCUGCCUCGGGGCUCCUCUCCGCAGGACCCCUGUGACCCUCCCCUGCCCCCCGUGUGGGACUGGGCCCUGCAGUACAGCAGCCAGAGACGAGCCCGCUUCACCCAGCCCGUCACACAGCCGUCCUGCCCCCCGCCCCUGCUCAACGGCAACCUGAACACCAACCUGGACCCCCACAGGCACGUGGACGGCAUGGCCGGCUCUGUGUUCUUCCUGUCCCGGGGCUCCUUCUCCUCGCCCUCCAACCUGCUGCCGUGGCGGAGCGGCGCCGGCUCGGGCUCCUACCGGAAGAGCCACCGGAGGGCCCCGUCGGCCGAGAUGCUGCCCGGCCUGGAGCGCCUGCUGCGGGCCUGCUCUCUGUCCGAGGUCCGCCCCGAGCCCCACGAGCCCCUGCUGCCCCUCCUGCUGGGACCCUGCGUCAAGGUGUGGAGGGACUGCUACCUCAGGGGGGCGCUCCACGCACAGGCCUUUACCCACCCCAUGCCAUCCUCCAUGCUGCACCCAGUGGAGCAGCUGGCCUGGGAGGUGCAGCAGAUGCGUGACAAACUAGCCCAGGCCUCCUCCACCUCCUCCUCCUCUUCCUGCUCGUCGUCUUCCUCCUCCCCGUCUUCCUCUCGAACGUCCAGCGCUCCACACGGGAAGCAGGAACCUCGCCGCUCCGACUCCAACCUCAACCAGAACGCCAACAACGGCACUUUCCUCUUCCCCUCCUCCAGGUCCGCCUGCUACCAGCCUGCCGCUCCCAGAAGUAAUGCCCACCCCGCUGCCCCCCUCAAAGCCACCUCAAGGCCCCCUGCGGCGUCGUUCACCUGCCCCCAGCCUCGACCCGCCGGAAGGGAUGGGUCGAAACACACCUUCCUCUUCGGUCACCAGCCCGACAACCGUCCGGCACAGCGCUACAUUCCGCCUCCACAUGCCAAGCCGCCCAGGAGCAGGAGCGGCAGCAACGGCGGCUCGUCCGGGAUCCACGGCAACCCUCCGCAGUGAGCGCCGCGCUCUCAGGGAAUCCGUCUGAAGUCUCCCGUAACUGCCCGUCUGCCCUGAAAAACAAAAUGGCUGCUCCCAGGCCUCCUCCUGGGUGACUCAUGGAUUUAGCUUUUUAGGCAGCUGAGCGAGGCAGAUCUCACAUCACCCCUGUGUUGAAGUCUGACACCUCCACCACCACCACCGGCUAUGCAGAAGGUCACGGGAAAAAGCACAACAGAGCUCCGACUGUUCAGGUGUAACUGGACACGUUACUGUCUCAUACAGCAUUGCACGGCAACAGUAUACACAGCACUAAUUUAUUUACAUAUUUUCAACUGUUGCUUUUAUACAUUUUGUGUUAUGAACGACUGAAUAAGACUGUUUCUGCUGGAAGACACAGCCGAGCCCUUGCUGUCCCUGCCUCAGAGUCUAUGCCAAAUCUAGUUUUGCUAGUGGAUUAAUAUGAUCUAGUUCAGCUCUCUUUGUAAGAUUGCUCUAAUGCACAUGAUUUCAGUGUGAUUAGAUGCACGUGUGUGUUACUGCAUUGAAGCCCAGUAUGUUUCUUACUGAAAUCGCAAGGAUGAUUCAUAUACUACCACCAUCAUGUCCAGACCGCAUGCUAGAAAGUGGCUGCUAAACACUUGAAACCAUGAGUGAAUUUACAAGUGCUUCUCAAAGUGAACACUAGAGGGCGAAAAUGUCUUCAGUCACGUACAACAACAUGAUGUAAAGGCACUUUGUGUAGGAUAAAUGUUUUUUUUUUUUUUUUUUUCAAAAAAUGGAUUUAGUCCACAGCAAUAUUUUGGUACGGAUGUAGUCAUGUUGUAUGCAUGUUUUAGUUGUGCGUUCGAAAUGGCACAAAAUGAGUUGUAUAUUUAGUGUAACGGCUGAAUAUAGAGCAUGUCCAGUGAGAGUGACACAGCAGAAUGGAUAGUCGCAUGGUCAUAGUGAGUCUGCGUCUGGCUGCCCUAAAUACCCUCCGUUUGUACACAUUUCCCCUCACUGGCUGUGAAUUAUUUAAGUUCUGUGGGCCAUGAGGGUCUUUUUGUGGGGUUUACUAUAAACAUAUCAUGGUUUAUUAUUUGUACCUUUUUCAUAUAAAUACUAGAAAAGUGUUGAUUAUCAAUCAUAUGAGUAAUUCUACUCAUGAGUAUCGUUAUUUUUAUCGAAGCAUACAGUGUAUUAGCACAAUUUGCUGGUUCAUAUAUCUUCAUAUUUUCAAAUGAAUUGUUAGAUACUUUUGAUUUCUCUUUAAUUCCGAAUCUAGUCCUGUGCGGGAGGUUGGAGAGAACACCCUGAAUGGGAAAGUCAGUGAAUUCCUGGGGCUUCCUUGGAAUUUAACUGGAAAUAACCUGACGGUGGCUGUUCAGUGAACCCUUGUCUCCUCGGAAACGCAUCUGUUCUGAUAAAUCACCCUGAUGUAACACAGACUUCAGACCUGUUGUGCAUAUGAAGUGGAGAUCGGGAGGAAAAAGCACUUGUUUGGUUCCUUUUAGUAGACGCUGCUUGGCUAGAGUUAAUGGCUUCAGUUAGAAUGGUACGUCUGUGCUGGGUUUCUAGGCCACAGCAGCAGAGCAACUCCCUCAUGACUUAGCAAGGGUGCCAUUCCGAGAGGUGUUUGUCUCUCUCUGUCUCUCUCUCUGACUCUCUCUGACUCUCUCUUUCUGAAUCUGGAACAUCAGCCCGAAGGACAGGGGAAAAAUGUCCUGAAGUAUUUCUUCUAGGGUUUUCUCUCUGGCUGUCUUUCAAAGUGUGCCACUGCCAGAGCAUGCUACACAAAGUCCUCCAGCAUUUUUUUCAAGGGCCUUUAAGCAGAGUUGGCUGAUGACUGACUGACUGAGGUCAGGGUGAGUGAGAUCAGAAGCCAUGACUCGUGGGAGUCAAAUGUGCUACACACUAGAGGUCACAGAGGCCUGCUACAGUGUCAACAUUUUUGGGGAACUCCAUGUUGUCAGUUUUGCGUAUAUUCACUUGGCAAUAAAUUCAUCCAUUUCACAAUCUGUGGCAGAAAAAAUUAUGAGAAACAUAUACUGCCUUAAACCCUCUUAUGACUUGAUGGCUUAUUGGCUUGGUAAUCUUCAAAAUCAGAGCUAUUUCUCUCAAAACACAAACCAUCAUACGAAAAACAAAACAAAGACCUCCUGGGAUGGCAUCCUGAAAGUAACAUUUCAGGAGAACUCUUGUGUUAUCGCUAUGCGUAUAUUUAGCCUAGCCAGCAAUGAAUGAGGUACUUUUCAUGUAAAGUAUGUGUUUUAUACUUUCAUUGUUGAAUUUUUAUUAUUAUUAUGAUUUGACCUGGCAUGACAUGUUGCCUAGAUGUUUAAAUGUACUGUUUGGGUUUCUUUCUAGUGCUUUUGCUCUGGCCUCCAGCGGAGCUAACUUUAGGUCUUAGAAGCCUGUGUGCAUGAUUAGUAGCUCACCCAGCAGCCGUUGUGGUGAAGCCUGUGUGCAUGACUAGUAGCUCACACAGCAGCUGUUGUGGUUCAGAGAAUACUAACUGAUGUCUGGAAUUUCAUAUUAUUGUUCAUUUUUUGUAAUGUGUUGGGACGUUGAUGUAUCUGUUUUUCUAGCAUUCUAUAUUUUUUUUGUAUGGACAACCAAUUGCAUGUUUUGAAGUAGAUUAAUAAAUCUAAACCUUAGAUAAUUUUA
Messenger RNA from Clupea harengus (Atlantic herring), 7177 nucleotides. RefSeq names its product myotubularin related protein 11 (gene mtmr11). Lineage: Eukaryota; Metazoa; Chordata; Actinopteri; Clupeiformes; Clupeidae. Gene Ontology annotation, biological process: phosphatidylinositol dephosphorylation. Gene Ontology annotation, cellular component: membrane; cytoplasm. The record is from RefSeq and is a predicted model, not a curated record.